Messenger RNA from Drosophila albomicans, 777 nucleotides. RefSeq lists its product as uncharacterized. The record is from RefSeq and is a predicted model, not a curated record. The transcript is spliced from 2 exons. Bases 1 to 777 code for a protein of 258 amino acids. NCBI's taxonomy places the organism in Eukaryota, Metazoa, Arthropoda, Insecta, Diptera, Drosophilidae.
AUGGCUGGCCGGCAGCUGCUGCUGCUCCUGUUGCUGCCCCUGUUGCACGUCUCGGCGCGUCGAACUGUUGGCUAUCGCCUGCCGCCUGCGAUGGGACGCAGCUCGGACGCUGAUGUGGGCAGCGGUCGUGAUCUGUUUAAGAAAUUCAUGCUGUGGCGCAACUUGUUCCAACAGCCACAACAACCGCCGCAGGACAACAUCAUUGUCAUCUCACCGCCCACCAACUACUUUCCAACGACGACGACGACAACAACAACCACAACGAACACCACCAGGGGACUGGGGACCAGGGGCAGGUGGCGGAGCAUUGAGGAGCAACCGGUGCCCACAAUGCCGACGAGUCUAAUGCUCAGCGAUGGCGUUGAUGGAGGCGUACAGCGACAACGACGACGACGUCAGCGGCCGAGAAACAGAAAUCGCAACAGAAACCGCAAUGCGGGGGGCAACAUUCAAGUGCGGGGAGCGGGAGGGCAGCAGCCGGGGAAGAAAAAGAAGACGCGACAUCGACACGUGAACAAGCGACAGCAGCGUGAAAUGUGGCAGCAACAGCAACAACAACUAUUUGAACUAGCCGAAGAAGAAGAACCAAUUGCGAGAAUCGAAGCUGAAGCUGAAGAAGAAGCUGAAGCGGAGGCCGAAGCCAUGGCUGAAGCUUUAGCUUUAGCUGAGACUGAAGCGGAGGCUGCUGCGACGCUGCUCGAACAGCAGAGCGUGUUGGACAUGCGGCAUGAACGGUCGAUGCCAAAUAUCUGGCGACGACGCCACUCGAGAUACUAA